Molecule: messenger RNA, 3336 nt
Organism: Suillus subaureus
Lineage: Eukaryota; Fungi; Basidiomycota; Agaricomycetes; Boletales; Suillaceae
Product: glycosyltransferase family 2 protein
Exons: 4
Coding region: 1-3336 (1111 amino acids)
Cellular component (GO): cell periphery; cell septum
Molecular function (GO): chitin synthase activity
Source: RefSeq, a predicted model, not a curated record
AUGGCGGCUAGGUUCGCACCACAGCCUACGUUUGCAUCUGCUGAUGUCCCAGUCCCUACAAACCGUCCACCUCAGCCCACGGGCACCACUAUACGCCGUGCAAAAACCCUCACUCGCCCGGAGCGAAGUGUCGCACCAGUACCUCUCAUUAAUCCCCAAUCAUCCCUUGCCCUUUCCGCAUCAGGUACUAUUCAAGCUAGCUCCCAGAGCAGUGGUUUCGACCCAUGGCGCUUGUUCGCUCAGAUUGUUACUUUUUGGGCUCCAUCCUUUUUGCUCAGCUCUCUCGGCGGUUUCAAAGACAAGGGCAAGAUCCAGGCUUGGAGAGAGAAAAUCGCCCUAUGUUUCAUCAUCGCUAUCCUAUGUCUUAUAGUCGGCUUCAUAACCGUUGGCACUCAGAAGGUCUUGUGUCCCGAGACAUCCAGCAUGAACCCCUCGCGGUACUCAACUCUUGGCUCACUCCCCGGUACACUUAGCAUACUCGGCAUUUUAUACAAUGUCACCCAGGCCAAGAGUCCUGCAAGUGUGAACCUUGACCAGCUCACCCUUAAAGAGCCAGGACAGGACAUCACUCCCUACUUCUAUCGCACCGCCAGCCAAUAUUCCGCAUGCCAAGGUCUCAAAUUCCGUGUCGCCUUGGACCAACCGUGUAUAUCUACAACGGACUGUCCUCUUGGCGCAAUCAACGCCUCUUCUACCUUUACGCAACUCGAUAUCCAGGAGACAACACUUCUACUUGGUUACGACUGGGUCCAGGUCGCUGCCCUCCCAAAUUACUUCGUGAUCGACGGUGCUGUGCUAAACAUGAAUCCCUAUAUGACACAACAUCCCAGCCCAGUGACUUCCGACCCUGUAGAUCUCGCAAUCCGCACCAUCCUGAACACACAGGCAAGCUCUAGUGGAAAGGAUGGUACCCGCCUAUUCUACAACCGUGCCGACAUCCUUACAGCAGUCCCAUGCCUCUAUCAGCGAUAUUAUGCAGGAAACAUUGCCAAGAUCACCCCCGGCUGUUUCGUUAGCUCGCUCUUCCUAUAUGUCGGACUCAUCGUCAUUCUUGGCCUCGUCCUCGUCCGCUUUGCAAUGGCGUGUGUAUUUAGUUGGUUCCUGUCUGCGAAGCUUGCAGGUCCCCCGGAUAAGUCCCAUCUCAACAGGUCGGCUAUCAGUCCGGCAGUGAUGCCUGGGGGUGCAAAUAUCUCAGUUGAUAACCGCACGGGUACGGCACCAUGGGCUGGCCCUCAUGGGUCGAAGAAACUCGUCAAAGCAAUCCCCACCCGCCUCCCUGCAUCUUCUAGCACAACCCUAUUACCAGAAGCCGCACCCGUCAUGUCUCUCACACAAAUCGGCACCGAGUUAUUUGCCAUCUGCCUCGUAACAUGCUACUCUGAGGGUGAAGACUCUAUACGCUCCACGCUGGAUUCCAUUUCGCGAACGACUUACUCUGAUGCACGCAAGCUGCUUUUUGUGGUAGCCGAUGGCAUGAUCACUGGCGCAGGAGAGAAGAUGAGCACACCGGAUAUUUGUGUGGGAUUAUUAGAUGCAGAUCCUCGAUUCGGCAACCCCAUGCCUAUGAGUUAUCUUGCAAUUGGAAGUGGAAUGAAGCGGGAAAAUAGGGCAAUGGUCUAUGCAGGACACUACACGGUUGCUGGUCGCCGCACACCCACUGUCAUUGUUGUUAAAUGCGGAACGGAGGCCGAGGCUACCAGUGACAAAAAACCUGGAAACCGCGGCAAGCGAGACAGCCAGCUUAUUCUCAUGAACUUUUUCUCUCGCGUCACAUAUAACGAUCGGAUGACCCCUCUUGAUUUCGACUUAUUCCGAAAGAUCCAUACCCUGAUGGGUGUUACGCCCGACUUCUUUGAGGUCUGCUUGAUGGUUGAUGCCGAUACCAAAGUAUACCCUGAUUCGCUGAAAUACCUCGUCAACUGUAUGCACCACGACCAAAUGAUCAUGGGCGUCUGCGGGGAGACUCGCAUAGCUAACAAACGUGAUUCCUGGGUCACCGCCAUCCAAGUCUUCGAAUACUUCAUCUCCCACCACUUAGCCAAAGCCUUCGAAUCCGUCUUCGGUGGUGUUUCAUGUUUGCCAGGAUGUUUCUCCAUGUUUCGACUGAAAGCGCGCAAAACGACAGGCGAUGACUGGAUCCCUCUUAUCGUCAAGCCUGAGAUUGUACGCGAAUAUAGUCAAAGCGAGGUCACUACACUGCACCAACAGAACCUUCUUCUACUCGGAGAAGAUCGCUUCCUCACUACCAUCCUCCUCCGUACAUUCCCCAAUCGUAAGAUGAUGUUCUUACCCCAAGCCAGAUGCCGCACUGUUGUACCCGACACUUUCAAAAUUCUCCUCUCCCAACGACGUCGAUGGAUUAACAGUACGAUUCACAAUCUGAUGGAACUUGUUCUUGUGCGCAAUCUAUGCGGGACAUUCUGUUUCAGCAUGCAAUUCGUGGUCUUCAUGGAUUUGGUCGGGACGGUCGUACUACCCAUUGCCAUUAUGCUCACGUAUGCGCUCAUUGUGGGCAUGAUCAUGCAACCCCCAACAACCUUCGAGGAAGCGAUCCCACUCAUGCUGCUUGUAUCAGUGCUGGGUCUUCCCGCUGUGCUGAUAUUGAUAACAACGAGGAAGGUUGUAUAUGUGUUUUGGAUGAUUAUAUACCUCCUAGCACUUCCGGUGUGGAAUUUUAUUCUUCCCGUGUAUGCAUUCUGGCAUUUUGAUGACUUCUCAUGGGGAGAGACGAGAAAAGUGGAAGGGGAGUCAAAGGGAGAAGGGCAUGGUGCUGGCUCUGGCACCUUCGAUGGUUCCUCGGUUCCUCUUCGCCGCUGGGAAGACUGGGAGCGCUCGCGCUUACGCAAACUCAAGCGUGAAGAACGGCGGCGGCGUGACUUUGAUCGCAUGCAUCCAGCAGGGUACAUUUCUUCCGAAAAUGACCUGCUCAGCGCGCGCAAUGAUGCCCGUAGUCCAUACGGCGACGGAUCAGACACGCAUUCUGUCGUAUCGUCCGAGGAUGAUCAUUAUGGCCCGCAGAUUGGUGGAUACAACGAGAACAAUACUCAGUUCCCUGCUCCGCCUGUUGGUCUGUUUCCGUCUGGACAUGGGGCGGAUGGGAAUAAGGUGGUUGGUGGUGCAGAGUUGGAGGCGAUGUUGGAGAGUGGUUUUGAUGAUGAUGAGAGCCCGCAACGGACGCCUACGAGUGCGAUGUACGCCGCACGGUAUCAGCUUAGCGAUAAUCCAGUCACAACAGCGUCUCAUGUCCUACGCAUCAUCCGACUCGGGCUCGCGAACACCCCCCAUACAUCAUCAACCGUAUGGCACACGAAUAGAGGACCGGAGUCGCACCGGUGA